AUGGCCUCGGUCAUCACCAAUCUGCUCGUCGACUCCGGUGUGUUGAGCCGCAACUUUAUCGGAACAUUACAUUAUAUGAAUUUCUGGGUGGUCAUCAGCCUGGUGGCCAGGUUCUAUUUGCUGCUGUUUGAAGCUGAUCAGCUGUAUGAAACUCCUCUAAUCCAUCCGAUUGCCGUCCUGAUACUCGCAUGGCUGAGACUGAUGCUGAUCGGGGCCGGCGGAUUUGUGCCGCAGCUGAUUUGCAUUGAAAGACUUUUUGCCACCUUCUUCAUCGCCGACUACGAGAAGAACGGGCGUAGUUUGUAUUUCAACGGCGUCUUAGCGCUCUACUUCGUCUUGCACUCCCAGAAUCAGCAGGCCUGGCUAUGGCUAGAAGAACAGAAGGCUCGAAAAGGGACUAGCAAACCACCGCUAGGCCUUACCCAUUAUGGCCUAUCUGUGCGGUUCCAGGUCAAAGAAAACCUUCGUGUUAUCAGGCUCCUGCGCCGGAUGGUGCUGUUCUCAUUCAGUCUAUGCAUGAUUGGAGUCACGUUUGGAUAUAGCGCCUGGAUAAGCCUGUUCCGGUGCCGAAAAUCCGCCGCUCUUGCUCCGACCCUGGUCCACAAGGCCCCAGCGGUGGAUACAAAACUCGAGACACAGGCCUACUGGAGUUACUACAAAUCAGAGUGG
Molecule: messenger RNA, 669 nt
Organism: Mesorhabditis spiculigera
Lineage: Eukaryota; Metazoa; Nematoda; Chromadorea; Rhabditida; Rhabditidae
Source: the annotation of a GenBank genome assembly